Molecule: messenger RNA, 2517 nt
Organism: Erinaceus europaeus (western European hedgehog)
Lineage: Eukaryota; Metazoa; Chordata; Mammalia; Eulipotyphla; Erinaceidae
Product: disintegrin and metalloproteinase domain-containing protein 29
Exons: 1
Coding region: 148-2286 (712 amino acids)
Biological process (GO): proteolysis; male gonad development
Cellular component (GO): sperm head plasma membrane; external side of plasma membrane; plasma membrane
Molecular function (GO): metalloendopeptidase activity
Source: RefSeq, a predicted model, not a curated record
AUGCUCUAACAAUUGAACUCUGACAGAUCUCUAAUGAUUAGCUUCAUACACUGACCAGUUCAGAGAAAGACGCCAGACCAUCUGUGAGUCCCAGCCCUGCUUGACUUCUCCGAAUCAAUUUUUAUUUUUCAUGAUGGUGAAUUCACAAUGACUGUUACUGAAGUCCUUUUGUACAUGAGAAUAAUACUCCUUCUACACUGGCUUAGACCAUUUCUGUCAUUUUCUGGAUAUACCCUAGCUAAGCAUCUCCAGUACAACAAACCCCAAGAAGUUGUGAUUCCCAUGAAAAUAACAGACACUCACAGAGGCAGGAAAUCUUCAGAUUGGAUGUCAUACAGUCUGCAUCUUGGAGGCCAGAAACAUAUCAUCCACAUGAAGAUUAAGAAGUUUCUUCUAUCCAGACACCUCCCUGUGUUCACCUACACAGACCAGGGUGCCCUUUUUAAGGACCAGUCCUUUGUCCAGAAUAACUGUUUUUACCAUGGUUAUGUGGAGGGGGACCCAGAAUCCCUGGUUGCCCUCAGUGCCUGCUCUGGGGGUUUUCAAGGAUUGCUGCAGAUAAAUGAUACUGUUUAUGAAAUCAAGCCCAAUAUUUUUUCCACCAAGUUUGAACAUCUGGUAUAUAAAAUAGACAGUGAAAAAGUCUAUCUCCCCACUAUGAAAUCUGAUUUUACACAAGACCAAAUUAUACACCAAUUGAAGUCUCAAGAGACUGGUGAUGCUGUUAUGAAGCAAAAUUUUUAUAGGACCUGGUGGGUCCAUAUGUUCAUUAUUGAAAUGGCAGUAGUGGUGGACCAUACUCUAUAUCUUCAUUUUGAAAAGAAUGUCUCCAAGUUGCAAGAUGAUCUAUGUUCAGUUGUAAAUGUUGUGGAUUCCAUUUAUCGGAUAAUGGGUCUUAGGGUGUUGUUAUUUGGUAUGGAGAUAUGGACUCAGAAAAAUCACAUUGACAUAGAUGAUAUAAGAAGAUCUCUGAAAAACUUCUGCUAUUGGAAAGUUGACAACCUCACUCCCCACCUGUCUCAUGAUACUGCACAUCUUUUUAUGAAUAAGACUUUAAGAGGAUUAAGUGGUUUGGGCUAUGUUGAUGGAAUGUGUAAAUCACACUAUAGUUGUGCAAUUGUUACUUGGGUAAACAAAAGCUUGAACAACAUUGCAAUUGCAGUUGCUCAUCAUUUAGGUCAUAAUUUGGGUAUGACCCAUGAUACUGAAAUGUGUAAGUGUGCACAUAAUGUAUGCAUCAUGAGUUUUGACAACCUUCCAGCAACUAAAUUCAGCAAUUGUAGCUAUUCUCGGUUUUGGGACUAUGAUGUACAUCAGGCAAAAUGUUUACGAUACACUGUACACACUAAGGAUAUCUUUUCACAGACACGCUGUGGGAAUGGUAUUGUUGAAGAUGAAGAAGAGUGUGACUGUGGGCCUUUAAAAGAUUGUAUAAAAGAUGCCUGUUGUUCAAUAAGCUGUACACUGAAUUUGAGAGCUCAGUGUGCUUUUGGGCUUUGUUGCCAGGACUGCCAGUUCUCACCAUCAGGAAGAGAGUGUCGAAAGCAGAUCAAUGAAUGUGAUCUUCCAGAAUGGUGUAAUGGAACAUCCCACAUGUGCCCAGAUGAUGUAUAUGUGGAGGAUGGCAUUCCCUGUAAUGUCAGUGCCUACUGCUAUGAAAAGAGAUGUAAUGACCGUAAUGAACAGUGUAGACACAUUUUUGGCCAAGAAUCAAAGAGUGCCAAUUACAGUUGUUACAAAACUGUGAAUACUCAAGGUGACCGUUUUGGUAACUGUGGUUUCAAAGAGUCUUCAUAUGUAAAAUGCAAUGUCUCAGAUGUACUGUGUGGAAGGAUUCAGUGUGAUAAUGUGAAAACUAUUCCCAUUCUGAGUGACCAUACCACUGUGCAUUGGACUUACCUCAAUGGUGGCCUUUGCUGGGGCACUGACUACCAUUUUGGGAUGAAUAUUCCUGAUAUUGGUCAAGUGAAAGAUGGCACAGAGUGUGGUGCAGAGCAUAUCUGCAUCAAAAAGAAGUGUGUCCACAUAUCCCAAUUAGAUAGUAAUUGUUCAUCCAAGUCCUGUAAUAUGAGGGGAAUCUGUAACAACAAACAUCACUGUCAUUGCAAUCAUUUAUGGGACCCUCCCAAUUGCCACAGUCCAGGCAAUGGAGGUAGUAUUGACAGUGGCCCACCUCCUGUAAGAAAUAACAAAUUUAGGAAUUUUCUGUUAAUAUUUCUCCUUAUUUUGUUGUUUUUAUGUUUAUGUUAUCUUCUUUACCUUUUUAAGGGUAAAAUUUCUAAUUAAAUAGCAAAAAAAUAUCCAGGUACAGCCACCAAAAAGGAAGCAACGCAUUCAGACUCAAGAUGAGAAAAACUUAGAAAAUGUUCCACCUCAGCCUGCAAAAAGAACAGCAAAGUCAAUAGAAAUAUUGUAUCUUCCCAGGGUCAACUUGAAAAACAAAGUCAAUGAACACUCGAAAAUGUAAAUACACAGGAACCCAAUAAACACAUUGACACCUAGAAUGGUUUUACUUAA